Ochlerotatus camptorhynchus is the source of this 2237-nucleotide messenger RNA. RefSeq names its product protein maelstrom homolog. Bases 358 to 2190 code for a protein of 610 amino acids. Gene Ontology annotation, biological process: spermatogenesis; male meiotic nuclear division; negative regulation of DNA-templated transcription. The record is from RefSeq and is a predicted model, not a curated record. The transcript has 4 exons. NCBI's taxonomy places the organism in Eukaryota, Metazoa, Arthropoda, Insecta, Diptera, Culicidae. Gene Ontology annotation, cellular component: nucleus; P granule. Gene Ontology annotation, molecular function: sequence-specific DNA binding.
UGUGACGGUGAACGACGUAGCACAGCGCCAUCAUCUCGGGCUUGAUGUUACUGUACUGUGUUGUGUAAUUUAAUUUAUUAAAUUUAUUACAAUUCGUGUAUCUUUUUGGUGACAAAAUAACCGUAAUCUGUGUGUGGAUUGUAACAGUGAAAUAAGUAAAAACGAGGUAACCCGAAUGACAACCAGUGGCUGCUAAAGGAAGAAGAUCCAACAACGCACAUCGCGUCCGACCGACAUCUUGUAGUUUCCUCUUUGUGUAUUUCGCCAUUCUGGACUUUUUUUUGGAAACCGCAGGUAGAAAAUCCUUCCAACUGCGUAAUCGGAAACCGGUUUCCAGAUUUUCAACAACCUUGAAAGAUGGCACCGAAAAAAACCAAUAAACGGAACCACCAACCGAAGGGGCCCUACUACUUCUUCAUGAUGGAGUUCAAGAAGAAGCAGGAGGCCGCCGGGCACUACUUCCGUGGCGGGGUACACGAGGUUCAACUGAAGGCGUCGCCCAGAUGGAAUGCAAUGAGCAACGAUGAAAAGGAACCCUAUAUGAAGAUGGCCCGUGAGCAUCGGGAGUUUUUGAGAGAAAAUGGCGAAAAAUAUACCUCUCAGGGCAUACCGCUGACCAUGGUAGAAGCGGAGCAGAAGGCAAAGGUAGCCAAAGUCGAUAUGAUAAAGAACACAAUCAGCGACAUGCUGGACAAGGCCGUUGCCAAUAAUGAGCUGGAAAAACUGGAAUUCUACUUCAUCUCCUUCGCUUACUUUUGCGUCACAUCCGGCGGAACGUACAUCCCGGCGGAAAUGGGCUUGGUGCGCUACAGCCUGAAGGACGGUGUAAUGGACAAACUGCACAUGUUCAUCAAUCCGGGAAAGCUUCCCCUGGGUAUGGCAUACGAUGCCAAGCAACAUUCGGAGACUGACCAUCAGCUUCCCAUCCCACCGGAUGCGAUGGGCGAGAAGGACAACGAUGAAAUUAUCCUGAAGAUGUUCAGUUUCCUGUCCCAGCAGGAAAAGAUGCCCCCGCUGUUCACCGAAACCAACGAUAUCAAGAUGGUGGAGAACAUUCUGAAGGGAAUAUUGAACCAAGGAUCAAUGGAUGAGAACACUCUGCUCGUGUGCCCACUGUCGGAGUUGUUUUACCAAUUGAAGCGUGCUACCGAGAGCUUUGGAUUAGACAUCAAGACCUUCCCCUCAGUGCACAUUGCGCAGGCCAUCAUUCAGAAGGACGUUUACGAAUACACCAAGGAUAUCUCUUGCGAUGCCCACGAGGAACAAGGUAAUGGAAAGUACUGUCCUCUGUCCAGAUGCGUCCGCUGGGCUUACAUCAUAUCGGACAGUUGCUGUCUGGAUCUGAGCCUCGAGAUGAAACCAGGAAGGCAUCUACCGAUGAAUGCCGAUACAGCCCUCUGCAACACCACGGACAUUGGCGAUACCAGCUCGUACAUCAGUAACCAGAUGGAUAACUGUUCGUUUGUUUCAUCGUCGGAACUAACCCACGUUACGAAUCCAAAGAUGCAGAAAUUGCCAAAGAGCCACUACGAUUCGUUCGACGAGAAGGGCUCGAAGGUAUUCAGCCAUAGCCGUGGCUUGGGGGCGUCAUCCUCCGGAUUCAAAGAUUACGAUUACAGUCGGAAGAAGAUCAAGGACGAAUAUCCUGCCUUGGGCGACUCGAUGAAGUAUGAAACCUCGAGCGUCACCAGCAGCAGCAGCAGCCGUCGCGAGUCUUCCCGAAGCGCUUGGGAUCGGUCGACUAGCCGCGAUUAUUCGCCGCCGCGCAGUUCACACGAUUCCUACGAUCGUCGUGAUCGCGAUCGAGACAGUAGCCGUCGUGAUCGUGACCGUGAUCGGGACUGCUACAGCAGUAGCAGCCGUGAUUACGGUCGCGAUUACGAGCGGGAUCGUCAUCGUCGCCGCGAUUCCCCCGAUUACAGUCGGGGCGGGAGUAGCCGCAGCAGUACCGACCAUCCACGCGUCAAACAGGAACGUCACUCGCCGGAUUCGGAUCGCGACGAACUGCGUCCGUCUUCGUCACGGUCCUCCGAUUCCAAUCGGAUCGUGGGAGGCUACGGUCGUGGUGCACUAUUUGCGCCACCGUCGUCCUCGUCACGGUCGUCACCACCUGGUGGUUUGUCGUCCAGCGACUUCCCCGAACUGGGGGCAAUCCGAAGUGGUGCUGGUCGGGGACUGCUGAGCAAGUAAGAGGGUCUUUUUGGGGGAGAAUAUUGAGAAUAUUGACAACAGAGGAA